This is a messenger RNA of Salpingoeca rosetta, 1362 nucleotides long. RefSeq lists its product as uncharacterized. Gene Ontology annotation, molecular function: transcription coregulator activity. Bases 1 to 1362 code for a protein of 453 amino acids. The record is from RefSeq and is a predicted model, not a curated record. Gene Ontology annotation, cellular component: nucleus; SWI/SNF complex. Gene Ontology annotation, biological process: regulation of transcription by RNA polymerase II. The transcript is spliced from 8 exons. NCBI's taxonomy places the organism in Eukaryota, Choanoflagellata, Craspedida, Salpingoecidae.
AUGACGGCGCGCGGGGCCCGCACGAAGAUGCUCAAGUCCAUUGAGAACCUGCGCCAGUCCGCGUCAACGCAAAUGGCCAACCUCGAUGCGUUUGCAGAGGAGAUCCAGCGCGGGCGGUACGACCACGCGUUGGCAAAGAUGCUGGACAUGGUGCUCGUCCCGCGGCCGCCCCACCUAGCACACCUCGCACCCUUUGCCACCAAGUUUGUGCAGACGCUGGGCGGGUUGGUUCUGCUGUACACGGGCGAUCGCAUUCGCCUCCGCCGUCAGGAAAUCGAAACCCUUCUCCGCACCCUCGACACGGGCAAAGACCACCCAAUGUUCAGUGCGCGGGACCGCGAACAGCUGCAGACGUGGCUGCUCACCAUCGAGGCAAAACUGCCACAGACGCCAUCAAACAGCAGUGGCAACGUCGCGGCCGAGGACCGCCCUCGCGACCGCGCAGUGAAGUCCACGCCACCCCCCACCUCAUCACGCAGCCGCCACUUCACCCCGCGCAUGCUCCAACAGCAGCAACAGCAACAGCAACAUCAACAGGCCAUGGCCCAACAGCAGCAGCAACAGCUGCUGUCGCAGGUGCCGCCCCCGGGCCAUCCAGGGCUUCCUGAUUCGGUGGCGAUGGGAAUGCAAGGCCUGCCAUCAGCAGCACUGCAGAUGAAGAUGUUUGCAGCAUCCUACAAGCCAUUCGAGCCACAACAGCAGCAGCAGCAGCAACAGCAACAGCAACAGGCAUUCUCGCGCCCAUUGCACCACCAGCAGAUGCAGCCACAGCAACAGCCACGCCAGAGAAGCGGCGGAAUGGUGGAUCCCUUCUCCUCCACGCCAAAUGUGCUGACUCAGCAGCAGCAACCGAUGAUGAUUCCUCCAGCCAACGCCUCUGACAUCUGGGGAUCAGUGUGUGACAUUCCCUUCGGGUUUGAUCCCGCACAGCGCCGCGAUUCGCGCUCAUCAUAUGGGGACAGCAUCUACGGGAGCCAGGAGCUGCCGACAGAUCAGCGGCAAGCACGGCACUCGUUUCCCCUCACUAACCCUUACGACGCCGCAGCCAUCGCCUUCCACCAGGCAGGACAACAGCAACAACAGCAGCAGCAGCAGCAGCCUCAACAAGUGGCCUCUCCUCUCCACCAGCAGCAGCAACCACAGCAGCACUUUGUGGCUGUGCCGUCCACGUCUACACCCGCCACGACAGCGGUGACGUCCAGUGUUGCCAGCCUCUAUCAUGGGCACCACCACCAUCAACACCACCAGCUUCAGCACCAUCACAGCAACACCAGCACGUACACGGAGGAGGACGACGAUGACGACGACCUCUUCUCGAAGAUUUGCUAUGAUGUCGCAGAGACGUCCAUCCGCGACACAUGA